This is a messenger RNA of Ornithodoros turicata, 3151 nucleotides long. RefSeq names its product serine/threonine-protein phosphatase 2A 56 kDa regulatory subunit delta isoform-like. Lineage: Eukaryota; Metazoa; Arthropoda; Arachnida; Ixodida; Argasidae. Bases 121 to 1980 code for a protein of 619 amino acids. Gene Ontology annotation, biological process: signal transduction; protein dephosphorylation. The transcript has 7 exons. The record is from RefSeq and is a predicted model, not a curated record. Gene Ontology annotation, cellular component: protein phosphatase type 2A complex; nucleus; cytosol. Gene Ontology annotation, molecular function: protein phosphatase activator activity.
GCGGCGGCUACAAGACGUCAGAGGUCAUGUGCUAAGUCCAACCAAUGGCACAGGGCGCUGCUGUUGUACUUGUGAGAGUGUACAAAUUGUCUUUACCGAUGGCGCACGAACUUCUGAAAAAUGCCCAAUAAAGCUGAAAAAGAGAAGGUACCCGCAAAAGCGAACACCACGGCAGCCAAGAACGGAAAUGCGAAGGAAGCGCAAGAGAAUGCUGAGGAGAUGAACAAGUCGAACAACAACAGUAAUACACAAAACCAGAACCGAACAAGCAGCGGCGGAGGGCCUACCAAGGGGGGUCCCCCGCCCCCAACUUUACUGACGAAGAUGAAGUACCCCGGUGGUAACCCUGCAGUGCGCAAGGACAAGCGCCAAAACUCGUCCCGCUUCAAUGUGAGUCACAACCGGGAGCUACAGAAGCUGCCUGCCCUCAAGGACGCAUCUUCGGCCGAGCGGGAAGAUCUCCUUGUGCAGAAACUGCGUCAGUGCUGCGUACUGUUCGACUUUGUCUCUGACCCCUUGUCCGACCUCAAGUGGAAGGAAGUGAAGAGGGCAGCCCUUCACGAGAUGGUAGAGUACAUCACCUCGCAGCGCGGGGUGCUCACGGAGGCCCUCUAUCCCGAGAUGGUGCACAUGUUUUCCGUUAAUGUUUUCCGGACCCUUCCUCCUUCAUCCAACCCCAACGGGGCCGAAUUUGAUCCCGAAGAAGAUGAACCGACACUAGAAGCUGCCUGGCCGCACCUCCAGCUGGUCUACGAACUUUUUCUCAGGUUUCUGGAGUCUCCAGACUUCCAGCCCAACGUUGCCAAGCGACACAUCGACCAGCGCUUCGUCCUGCAGCUGCUGGAGCUCUUUGACUCCGAGGACCCCCGGGAGCGUGACUUUCUCAAGACGACGCUGCACCGCAUUUACGGAAAGUUCCUGGGCCUACGGGCUUACGUGCGCAAACAGAUCAACAACAUGUUCUAUCGGUUCAUCUACGAGACGGAACAUCACAACGGAGUAGCGGAGCUGCUGGAGAUCCUGGGCUCGAUAAUCAACGGGUUUGCUCUGCCCCUGAAGGAGGAGCACAAGGUGUUCCUUCUGAAAGUGCUGAUGCCCCUGCAUAAGGUGAAAUCGUUGAGCGUCUAUCACCCGCAGCUGGCCUACUGUGUGGUGCAGUUUCUGGAGAAGGAUCCCAGCCUGACGGAACCCGUCAUCCUCACGCUGUUGAAGUUCUGGCCGAAGGUGCACUCACCCAAGGAGGUGAUGUUCCUGAACGAAUUGGAGGAGAUACUGGACGUCAUCGAGCCGGCAGAAUUUGCCAAGGUGAUGGUGCCGCUCUUCAGGCAGCUGGCCAAGUGUGUGGCCUCCCCGCAUUUUCAGGUUGCGGAGCGGGCACUGUACUACUGGAACAACGAGUAUAUCAUGAGCCUAAUCAGUGAUAAUGCGGCGCACAUAUUGCCCAUUAUGUUCCCUGCCCUCUACAAGAAUUCAAAGUCCCACUGGAAUAAGACUAUCUAUGGCCUGAUCUACAAUGCGCUCAAGUUGUUUAUGGAGAUGAACCAGAAGUUGUUUGAUGAGUGUGUGCAGACUUAUAAGCAAGAGAGGCAAAACGAGAAGAUGCGGCUGCGUGAACGAGAAGAUGCCUGGACCAAAAUAGAAGUUCUCGCUGAGAAAAACCCCCAGUUCCAGCAGGUAGCCUCCCAGUUGCAGCCCCUGAACUCCAGCGGCGGCGGCGGCAGCAGUGUGCAGACGAACGACUCUCCUCCGGAGGAUGACGACAUGAUCUACGACAAGCUAGAGACUGAGGCUAAGGAGGCGUCCCGCCAAAUGGCCAAGAAAGAGAAGCCCCUGCUGCGCCGCAAGUCGGAGCUUCCCCUGGAUUCCCUCACCCUGAAAGCUCUCACUGACCACAAGCGAGCCGACGAGUUCCUGUCUACGCCUCCCUCUUCCACACCGGCUGCAGCAGCUACCCAUGCGGACGGCUCGCACCUAGGCUAACCCCUCUUUGUGCGCCUCGUUUGGGGAACGAUCCGUCUUAAUUUAUUACUUUAGGCCCACUCUCUCUCUCUCUCUCUCCCUCGCUUCCCUGGUGUCUAUGUGCCGCUGCUGCCUUCUCCCCCUCAUCGUACACGUGCAUAGACACCUUAUGCAUACAUAGACGAGAAAUACCUAUUUUUUUAGGAGUAAAAAAAAGACCUUUGUAUGUAGCACGGGUGUACUCUUCGAAAGGGAGAAGAUCGUGUGACUGUACGUACUAGACAAAAUGGUGGAAGACUGUAUGGAUCUCUAGGCACAGACUGUCGUGAGCAGAAGCCUUCAGUGCUUCCCUGCCAAACACCGCCAAGUGCAUUCCGGUUGUACAAUGCCUUUUCUUUUUUUUUUUUUCUUCAUCAUAAAUUUGUUUUAUGUCUCACUUUAUAGAGGAAGGAUAAGUGGACCACCUGUCAUGAAACACGAAGUGGAGGACGAUUUAUAUACGUACAUAUAACUUUUCCUCUCUUUUUUUCUGCAGAGAGAUAUGCGUAUUCCUGCUGUUGUUGUUGCUGCUCACAGUUGUGGAAUGUUAUUGCCUGCAGUUUGUAGACGGAGCAAACGUUGUCACAAAGUGGUAGUGCAGUCAGGACUUGUUUUCUUAUGUGUACAUAGCUUUAGAAUUUUAACUGCAGCUGCUGUUCUCUUUUUUUUUCCUUCCUUGCUCGUUGUAUCAUUUGUUCUGCCUCGUAAAGUGUGCCACGCGCUGCUGGAAGGCGGGUUGUGGUGUUCGCAGAGGCGUGGCACUUUUUAGAAAAAUAAUUUAAAAUGCUGUAUGGAGUGGCUCGUCAGAAUGUUUCAUUCAGCAUCCUGUGGAGAUGAGUCGGUAAUGGCCUGACAAGGAAGUAUCAAAAAUGAUCUGUGCUGGAGCACUUGCAUGAACCUGCAUGCGAUGACAUAUUUAUGGAUUUGUUUUUUUAUUACCGCGGAGAAGAACACCGAAAGAGAGCUGAUCUCUGCUACUUGUUAAUGCAUUACAAUGAGUCUACAAAAUGUGCAAAGUACUUGUAUGGUCAUCUGUAACUCCAAGGUAUCCUGUGAAUAGGUGCAAGUAUGGAUUCUGAACUUUGAGUUAGCCUUCUGUCACUGUGAGUCGUGUAUGCGGCCACCAAAAAUACAAGGAUUUUGAUAACCUGUC